This is a messenger RNA of Nezara viridula (southern green stink bug), 1833 nucleotides long. The record is from the annotation of a GenBank genome assembly. NCBI's taxonomy places the organism in Eukaryota, Metazoa, Arthropoda, Insecta, Hemiptera, Pentatomidae.
AUGACAGUAAACCAAUCGGCAACCAGCACGCUUGAUCGGGUUCUAAAAGAUAACGCCAAAUACCUCAAUAACAAAAGGAAUAAGGAGGACCAUCAUGACCAGGGUGCUACUGUCUCACGGCUGUUCCGCUACGCUGGCUGUUCCGAUGUCUUCCUGAUGACUCUGGGCACCACAGCAUCUCUCGUCAACGGCAUCAUGUUGCCCUUCACAUCGCUACUCUUUGGAGAUCUUACCUCGGCAUUUGUAUCACAGGAGAAAUACGCAAAAGAUCCCAGAUAUUUGAACAACACAGCACUGAGUUACGAAAAUAUAUUCGCAAGGUACCAGCCAUUACCUGCAUUAGAAGAAUCUUACGGAAAUAGGGGUGUUCCAGAAGAUUUCAUCAAUCUGAAAGUGUUUUUGGAUUUAACACAUCGCUAUGGAUCGCUGUAUGCUAUCAUUGGAAUAGUUGUCUGCUUCCUUAGCUUUCUUCAGAUAUUAUGCUGGGAAAUGGCUUGCUGCAACCAGAUCUGUAAGAUUAGGCAGAUAUAUUUCGCCCAGACCCUCCGCCAGGACAUGACGUGGUAUGAAGAGAGAGGGAAUGAGGACUUGACCAACAAGAUUACUGAUGAUAUGGAAAGGAUGAAGGAUGGACUUGGCAGUAAGGUCCCAAUCUUGGUCCAAUCUGUGUCCCUGUUGCUGUCUGGUUUGACAGUCGGCUUCUUCACCAACUGGAGGCUGACACUUGUACUCAUGAUCAGCGGUCCGAUACUUGUUGCCAUUUCUGGAUACACUGCUAAGGCUGGUUCUGAAAUCGCAGCUCGGGAGCAGUUACGUUAUGGUAUUGCUGGAGGGAUAGCUUCCCAGGCAUUGGCAUCAAUAAAGACUGUAAAUGCAUUCGGUGGUGAGCAAUUCAGAGAUGCAGUGUUGAAAGGCAAAAAUCUGGCAAUGAAAAAAUACUAUCCACUCUCCGUCAGCUUAGCUCUCUCUAUGGGUUUAGUCUAUUUCCUUUACGGCUUUGGUCUUUGGUAUGGUUCACAGCUCUUUCUCAACCAUCUAUUGAUACCUGGUCAAUUGUUUACAGUAUUGAUGAGCGUUAUAACUGGUGCUAUUGGAAUCGGAAACUCACUGCCCAACAUUAUUGAGAUAAGUGCAGCAAUUGGAUCGGCUGGAAUUGUACUAGAUAUUAUUGACAAUAUACCUAAAAUUGAUCCAUAUUCUAAGGAAGGAUUCACAAUUGAAAAUAUAAAAGGGGUCUUAUCUGGUCUAAACUUAACGAUUCCUGCUGGCAAGACAGUUGCAAUAGUUGGAUCUAGUGGUUGUGGGAAGAGUACUCUAGUCAAUCUCAUUCUAAGGUUCUUUGAUCCACUUUCUGGUAAGGUUUUUGUUGAUGGCUACGAUCUACUCAAUCUGAACAUACAAAAAUUGAGACAAGAAAUAGGAGUUGUAUCACAAGAACCUGUUCUCUUUGAUGUUUCCAUAAAAGAAAAUAUAAGGUAUGGCAAACCAGAGGCGACUGAUGAAGAGAUUGAAGAAGCAGCCAAACUAGCAUUUGUGCAUGUAUUCAUUGAAGCUCUUCCUCAGGGUUACAAUACUCUGGUUGGGGAGCGAGGAGUCCGAAUAUCUGGUGGCCAGAAGCAAAGAAUUGCAAUCGCUAGAGCUCUCUUGAGGAAGCCCAAGAUCCUUCUCUUAGAUGAGGCCACUUCUGCUCUUGAUUCUCACAGUGAAACAAUUGUUCAAGCUGCUUUAGACAACGCGUCAAAGGAUAAGACAACAAUUAUAAUUGCGCAUAGGCUAUCAGCCAUACACAAUGCAGAUAUAAUUUUCACAUUGAAGGCAAGUAAACUUUUUUAA